Molecule: messenger RNA, 1656 nt
Organism: Funneliformis geosporum
Lineage: Eukaryota; Fungi; Glomeromycota; Glomeromycetes; Glomerales; Glomeraceae
Source: the annotation of a GenBank genome assembly
AUGAGCGAAAAAGAAAACAAGCAAAAUGAAUAUCGUGUUGUUGUUGGUAUCGAUUUCGGAACAACUUAUUCGGGUUUCGCGUAUGCACAUAAAAAAGCUCCACGUGAAAUUUUUCCAUACAUAGAUUGGCCAGAAUUUAGUGGUCGGUUUAAAACUCCGACGGCACUAUUAUACGAUGAAGGAUUUAAGAAUCUUAAAGCGUGGGGAUUUCCAGCAUUAGCAGAACGACCAACUAGGAGAAAUAAAAAUACUACUUCUAAACCCGUAGAAAGAUUUAAACUUCAUUUAGGAAAAAUGGAAAACAAACCUCCCUUACCUAAUGGACUUGAUUAUAAAAAAGCUAUAACUGAUUACCUUCGGGAAUUGAGUAAGCUUAUAAAACAAACUAUUGAUAAUCAUUGGAAACUUGACUUCUUUGAACAAGUUUUACUUGUAGUAACGGUCCCUUCUGAAUUUGAUGAUAAUGCAAUUUCGAUUAUGAGAACAUGUUCCUUUGAAGCGGGACUAAUGAAGUCUCAAAAUAGUCGAAAUUUAGUUUUUACAACGGAACCCGAAGCUGCUGCGGUUCAUUGUAUGAAAUCCUUAAAUCAGCAUAAUAUACGAGUUGGUGCAAACUUUAUGGUUGUUGAUUGUGGUGGUGGGACCGUAGAUUUAACAACUCGACAACUCUUGGAUAAUGACAAAUUAAGUGAAAUUACAGAGAGAACUGGAGAUUAUUGUGGUGGAAGUUACGUAGAUCAAGAAUUUCUUAAGUUUUUAGGAUGUAGAGUCGGCGUUUCCACAGUAAAUACGGUAAUAGACAAACACUAUCACCAACUUCAAUACAUGGUACAAGAAUUUUGUAGACAAGUUAAGAUAAAAUUUACCGGAAUUAAAUCAGAAUUUGUUCCUGUCAACUUGGAAUUAGAUGAACUUUGCCCUGUUUUAGAAAAAUACUGUAAAGGGGAAUACUUGAAUAGGAUGGAACAAGAUGAUUGGAGUAUUCGAUUAAAUUUUGAAGACGUUAAAGCAAUGUUUGAUCCUGUUAUAGAACGAAUUAUACGGUUAAUUAACAAUCAAUUACGUUCCAAUAAUAAUUGUUCUGCGUUAAUAAUGGUCGGUGGAUUUAGCGAAUCAAAAUAUUUGCAAUCAAGAAUCAAACAAGAAUUCAGUACAAAAGUAAAAAUUAUUUCCAUACCACCCCAACCGGUUACCGCUAUUGUUAAAGGAGCUGUUGAAUAUGGAUUGAGAGAAGAGGUGGUUUCUACGCGUGUUUUGAAAUGGACCUAUGGAACUGAUAUUACGGGAGUUUGGAGACGAGGAGACCCAGAAGAAAGAAAAUUACCCGGUGGCAAAAUCGUUACAUUUGACAGACUAGCAAAACGAGGCACACAAGUAGCAGUUGAUCAGAAAGUGGUUAGAUCAUAUAUACCAUGUAGUAACUUACAACGUAAAAUGGGUUUGGAUGUAUAUAUUACACCUGAAGAUGAUGCAAAAUAUUGUGAACAUCCUGUUAAGCCUCUUGGUAGAUGGUCAAUUGAUUUGCCUCUCUCCUUAAAUGAUGAUGAUCGCUCUAUUAUAUUCACACUGACUUUUGGUAAUGUUGAAAUUCAAGCCAACGUUGUUAACUCUGGUACAGGUGAAUCCUAUGAUACUAAAUUUCUUUUAGAUAUAUAA